GGCGGCGCCGCGGCCCUCGCGGCCCUGGGGAUGGGCGGAGCCCCCGCCGCCUGUGCUGGUGGCCGCCGCCGCUCCGGGAGCCGAGCAGCCGCCUCUUCCCGCGCGUCGCGGCUUCCAGGGCGGGGGGAUGCUGGGCAAAGGGGUGGUCGGCGGUGGCGGCGGCACCAGGGCGCCGAAACCCUCCUUCGUGUCGUACGUGCGCCCCGAGGAAAUUCACACAAACGAAAAGGAAGUAACAGAGAAGGAAGUAACUCUGCACUUGCUGCCAGGUGAGCAGCUGCUCUGUGAAGCCAGCACCGUGCUGAAGUGCGUCCAGGAAGACUCCUGCCAGCGCGGCAUCUAUGGCAAACUCGUCUGCACAGACUUCAAGAUUGCGUUCUUGGGCGACGACGAGUCUGCACUGGAAAGCGAUGAAACCCAGUUUAAGAAUAAGAUCAUAGGAGAGAAUGACAUUCCGCUCCACUGUGUUGAUCAGAUUUAUGGAGUGUUUGAUGAGAAAAAAAAAACUCUGUUUGGACAACUGAAGAAAUACCCCGAGAAGCUCAUCAUCCACUGCAAAGACCUCCGGGUAUUCCACUUCUGUCUGAGGUACACAAAGGAAGAGGAAGUCAAAAGGAUUGUCAGUGGCAUCAUCCAUCACACCCUGGCUCCUAAACUGCUGAAGCGAUUGUUUCUCUUCUCCUAUGCAACCGCUGUGCACAGCAACACGCCCACCAAUCCCCAAAACCAUACUGUGAUGUUUGACACACUGGAGGACUGGUGCUGGGAACUGGAGCGGACCAAAGGCAGCAUGAAGUACAAGGCAGUGAGUGUCAACGAAGGCUACAGAGUCUGUGAGAGGCUGCCGGCGCACUUCGUUGUCCCCGCCCCACUUCCUGAAGAGAGUGUGUCCCGCUUCCAGGGCCACGGCAUCCCAAUAUGGUGUUGGUCCUACCACAAUGGAUGUGCCCUUUUAAAAAUGUCAGCGCUGCCCAGAGAACAGGACGAUGGCAUUCUACAAACCCACAAGAACUUCCUGGAUGGAAUUUACAGGGUCAUCCACAGGCCACCCUAUGAAAUAGUCAAAACUGAAGACCUAUCAAGCAACUUCCUGUCCCUGCCCGACAUCCAGACCGCGUACUCGAAGUUUAAACAGCUGUUUCUGAUAGAUAACAGUACUGAAUUUUGGGACACAGAUAUCAAAUGGUUUUCUUUGUUGGAAAGUAGCAGCUGGCUUGACAUAAUCAGACGCUGCCUGAAGAAGGCGAUCGAGGUCAUAGAAUGCCUGGACGCACAGAACACGAACGUCCUUCUUGUAGAGGAGAACGCCUCCGACCUCUGCUGCCUCGUCUCCUCGCUGGUGCAGGUGAUGAUGGACCCGCACUGCAGGACCAGGGCCGGCUUCCAGAGCCUCGUCCAGAAGGAGUGGGUCGCGGGCGGGCACUGCUUCCUGGACCGCUGCAACCACCUGCGGCAGAGUGACAAGGAGGAGGUCCCCGUGUUCCUGCUCUUCUUGGAUUGUGUCUGGCAGCUGGUGCACCAGCACCCCCCCGCAUUCGAGUUCACAGAGACGUACCUGACCGUCUUGUCGGACAGCCUGUACAUACCUAUUUUCACCACCUUCUUCUUCAACUCGCCUCAUCAGAAGGAGAUGAACCUGGGCAGGGAAGCUCAGGAUGCACACAGCACGCCCCUGCACCUGCUCACGGUGUGGGACUGGUCUGUGCAGUUUGAACCCAGAGCCCAGACCUUGCUCCAGAACCCUCUGUACGUGGAAAAACCCAAACUGGACAAAGGCCAGCGGAAAGGAACGCAUCUCAAACAUCAGCGACAGCUUUCUUUGCCGCUGACCCAGUCCAAGUCAUCUCCCAAAAGAGGAUUUUUCAGGGAAGAAACAGAUCAUUUAAUUAAAAACCUUCUGGGCAAGAGAAUUAGCAAACUGAUUAAUUAUUCCGAUGAGCUGCAAGACAGCUUUCGAGAGUUCUACGACAGCUGGCAUAGCAAGCCCGCCGACUACCACGGCCUGCUGCUGCCUCACAUCGAGGGGCCGGAGGUCAGGGUGUGGGCCCAGCGCUACUUGCGUUGGAUCCCAGAAGCCCAAAUCCUGGGUGGUGGCGCGGUGGCCAUGACGAGCAGACUGGUGGGAAUGAUGGAGGAAGUGCGGAGCUUACAGGAGAAAAUCAACGAGAGACACCACCACCAGAGGGCCCUGCCGGCCGAGGCCCCGUCCCUGCUGCGGAGCUCGGCGCGCCUGUCCUCGCUGUUCCCCUUCGCCUUGCUGCAGCGGCGCCCCUCCAAGCCCGUCCUGCCCACCAGCGGCUGGAAAGCCCUGGGAGACGAAGAGGACCUGGCCAGGCGAGAAGAUGAGUUUGUGGACCUCGGGGAGGUGUGACCUGCGGGCGGUGGCCGUGGGAGAGGAAGCCGAGGACUGGGACCGGAGGCCGCACGUGGACACGCUGAUCGGGCUGUGUGUCCCGCGGGAGCCAUGCUGGGAGGAGGGCCAGCGGCCUCAGGAGAAGAGCCGGCUCUCUACUCCUGGCCCUGGGCGACUAUGCAAUUAAAACCGUAUCUCUAGUAUUAGUAACUGUUCCCUGACGCACAGUGUUACACGGAAUCGGCCGUAGCUCGUUUACUACUCAGAAGGGCUUUGGUCAGACAUUCUUGGAUCGAUUCUUUCUUCAGAUCCUUUCGGUGCCAAGAUAACUUACCCAGUCUCAGUGCAGAGCAGGUUCAGCUUCGUGGGAUGUGAAUGGCGACGGGGGCGGGGAUUCAGGUGGAGCGUUGAGAUGUAUAGCAUUCACUUCAACACCCGCCGUGUCAUUCCUUCCUGCAUCGCUUGCCGUGGAAAGCGGAAGCCAGCCUCCCGGUCACCAUCCUGACGGGCAGACCGUCCCCCUCCCGCAGGGAUGGCCUUCGUGCGCGGGUGCUGGGCCCGCCAACCGCGCCACCCUUUUCCACGUGCUGACGCCUCCAGGUCUCUGCCUGCUCCGCCCACUCGCCCGUCCCUCCAUGCCGCCCGGCUGCGGUGCCCGCGGUCCCGGGCCUUGCUGCUAGACCUGGUUUUUACACGGGGGGACUCUCGUCUGCCCAGAGGCGCUUCCGUUCUGGAGGCUCAGCGCGUGCAGGUGAUGCUCGGCCAUUUCCUAGCGGCGUGCCCAGGCCGGGGUCCCCGCCGCAGCCCCGCAGAUGGUUCCCCACACUCUCUGUCGGCUGACAGGCUGAUGAGGAUCCCUUCCGGCCGUGGCUUCCCCGGGAGGAGCUGAGCAUCAGCAUCAGAAGCGAUGGCUGUCCGAUUGUGCCUCCGCGACCUAAAAGCCAUACAAGAAGCCGAACUGCGCUUGGUAGCCUUCUCGCACCUGCUUCUAAAUGCGGGAAAGUCCACUUUGCAAGGACCAGUUUCUCAUUCUCAGUGGGACCCCGUUAAACCCACAAAAGGCGGGAGGAAAACGUCUGAGGUUAGAAGGUGUCAGCAGGAAUGUUUGCCUUUUAAGUGCAUUUGCUGCCCAGUGCAGAGCCCGGUUUAAGUGGCAGGUGUUAGAAACACUCCCACUUGUCCCGAGGCAGGAGGAAGCGGGAGGUUCUCGGUGUGCACGGAAUCGUCUUCUGUCCGUACCGACACUGCUUGGCUCCCCCACUCGUGUGGACACGGGAGCGGGCUGGGCGGAGGGCGGGCUCCUGCACUGGGGCCAAGCACACGCCGGCCUCGGUCGCCUGAAGAGUCUCACUGGGGAGGUGGGCGCAGGCUUGCCAUAGCUUUCACCAGUGCACUCGUUCACCAGCCCCCCUCACACGCUCUGUGGGCCUCGCACACUAGCACCAACCUCCACGUCUCUGCCCCAGGGGCCUCCCGAAUACACGACGGAGCUAUUUUUGCUACCAUAUUGUAGCGUGAAUACUUAUACAGUGGCCUCUUCAGUCUUAAGAUCUUAGCAAUUUUCAUUCCAGAAACGCCCGGUGCGAUGCUUUAGACUUCACAAAGUAUGGUUUAAAGGCACAAGUCAUGGCCCCUGUCAUAGCAGUUGAAUGUGCAUUGAAAUAUUUUUCUAUGACUUUAAAAAAAUUACAGUAGAAAAAUAAGCUGUUAUAACAUGGGAGGUCAUGACAUUUUAUUUAUAUUUGAAAUCAGAUUUCUAUAAACUUGUAUUUGUGUACAGAAUUCUCAGUGGGUUUAUAUAUUGUGACGUUUUUAUUCAAAAUUGAAAUGUGGGUUAUGCUUAACAGUUAAAACUGAAACGAGACCAUUCGCUUUGUUUAAGAUGCUGCACUGUGCGCGUUUGGAAAUGUACGUUACUUUACCGCGUAUAAUAUCUUGCGUUUGUUUAUACCUCCAAGUUUUUACACUGAAGAUAAAUUAGCUUUAAUUACAUGUAAAACUUUUUUUUAAAGGGAAUAAGCUGUUGGGCUAAAUCUGUAUAAAUGUGCUUUUUAUUUUUUGAACGUACAAUGAAAGUUUACUUGUAUCUCACUGCACCAUGUCUGACUGCAGAAAUUAAAGCACAAUUUACCAGCAGACAUACUCAGUGUGGUUGGUAAAACAUGGAAUAAUUACUUUCA
This is a messenger RNA of Myotis myotis, 4533 nucleotides long. RefSeq names its product myotubularin related protein 12 (gene MTMR12). Bases 128 to 2371 code for a protein of 747 amino acids. The record is from RefSeq and is a predicted model, not a curated record. The transcript has 16 exons. Lineage: Eukaryota; Metazoa; Chordata; Mammalia; Chiroptera; Vespertilionidae.